Aspergillus homomorphus CBS 101889 is the source of this 1027-nucleotide messenger RNA. RefSeq lists its product as uncharacterized. Bases 78 to 755 code for a protein of 225 amino acids. The transcript has 2 exons. Lineage: Eukaryota; Fungi; Ascomycota; Eurotiomycetes; Eurotiales; Aspergillaceae. The record is from RefSeq and is a predicted model, not a curated record.
CUGUCACUGUCACUGUCACUGUCACUGUCACUGCCCACUCAUCUCCUCAAUUGUCGAUUGCCUCCAACCUCACCACAAUGGGUCUCUUCCGCCGCGCCGUGAAGCUAACCACCAUCGGCGGCACCGCCACGCUGGGCGCCUUCUUCUUCGCGACGCGCAACUCGGUCUUCGUGCCGCUGCCACUGUCCGAUCCCAUCUUCCAGACGGCAGGCUACCGAUCACUCAACCCGCACAACAACCCCACCAGCCACGACCUGUGUAUCCGACGUGUACCGCUGUCGGAGAUCAACCCCUCGUUACUGGAGAAGAAGGGCAAAUUGACGGAAGCGUUUUGCGCGGGUGUUUGGAGCGGAUGGGGAUACGCCUACCAACGCCGCUACCUCUCCAAGAAAUACGAAACCCCCGAAACCGCGUCCCAGCUCUGGACGCGCGCGGACCUCCGCACUGCCUCCUACGAGGUCGGCACGCAGAUCACGGACCACUUCGAGGUGGUCGAGAAGACGCCCGAGCGCAUCGUGGUUCGGUGCGGCGACUCGCCGCGUAAGCGCGGGGUGCGGGAUUCCGAUGGGCUGUUUGAGAUGUCGGCCGUUGUCAAGCCGGACGAGGGGGUCGCGGAGCUUGGGCUUAAGAGCGUGUUCUUUAAGGGCACGCCUGGUGGAGUCGAUGGGCCGCCUAUGCCUGGGUAUGUGCUUUGGUUGCAUCAGCAGUAUACGAAGUUGUGGAUGGAGACGGGGGUUAGGAAUGUUUUGAGGUGAUUGGGUAUCCGUUUAUUCUGGGUAUAAGGAUUGAGGUGCACCAGGGAGCUGAAAGGAAGGGGGGUCCGGGGGUUCUCCCCCGGAUACUCUAGAUUCUUGGUAUAUGGAUUGAGGUUACCAGGGAGCUGAAAGGAAGGGGGGUCCGGGGGUUCUCCCCCGGACCGCUUACAGGUUUGGUGGAGUGAGGGGGGAGGGGUUGUUUUAUACCUUGGGAGGGACUAGGGAUGAUAGAUAAUGUAUAUGGUGUAGAUAAGAAUGGAUAUUAUUGUUUC